AUGGCCAAUAUUGAAUUUGAAUACAUUAAGCAUCAUUGUAUCUUGGUGGAGCAUCUUCAAGCUCAAUACUCUGCUGGCUGGACAGGUGAGCAAGGAGCGGAUGUACGCCUUCGUGUGUUCUCAUCUCUACUUUCAAUCCACUGCUGUCCUAUAACCAAUCGCCUGACUUAUCAUGGACUCGGCGAAGACUGGCCUCGCGUUAAUGUGUACAUAACGCGAUCAAACACAACGAACUCUGAUGAAGAAGCUUCUGGAUUUUCAUGGGCACCUAUCUGUUCCAUAGUGACUAUGGCAGCUAAGCAGGAUACCUGGUGGCCAGUACUGCGUGCGAUACUUCAACAACUGCGACGAGUACUAGAACACAUAGCGUUUGUAGAAGAAUUGACUCAAGCGCUAAUUUUCAUCUAUCAGAGGGCUGAACGUGGUGAUAUAUCGCAGUAUUUUGAUGACGCUAUUCCUCAGAGAGGACAGGUGGACGAGAAUCAGCUGAAAGGACAAAUAGCCAAGUUCCUUCCACCUAUAUUAUGUACACUGCUUAAUUACCCAUGUCGUCAAGAGCUUAGAAAUACCGAACUCUGCAAAAUUUUGGUAGAAUGUGUAUCACAAGAGAGCAUGGAGGUUACAUUAUUCUCAUUAUUAAUGAGUCCAUGCUCUCGCACACCUUUUACUCAGGCUGUUAUUGCCUGCGAUCUGGCAAUACAACUGGCACCGUCUGCUAUGGCUGGUAUGGCGCUGGUACUGACAGAAGCGCUGUCUCGAAUGCAUUACAACGCAGUUCGAGCUAUUCCCAUUAUGGAGCUUCUUUCGGACUCUGCUGAGAUUCCUGAAUUUCACAAAUUUUUCCAAGUGAGUGUAGUCUGCAAAUUUGGAAUGAAGUAA
This is a messenger RNA of Strongylus vulgaris, 879 nucleotides long. NCBI's taxonomy places the organism in Eukaryota, Metazoa, Nematoda, Chromadorea, Rhabditida, Strongylidae. The record is from the annotation of a GenBank genome assembly.